GGCGGGGCGGGGGUGCGGCCUCCCCUCCCCUCCCCGUCGGCGGGAGGGAGCGGCUGCGGCGGGACGCGAGGCCGCCAUGAGGUAGGCAGGAGCCCCCUGUAGCCGAGUGAGGCAGCAUGGCAAUGUUCUUGGGGGCCAGGAAUGCCCACUCGGUCCUGAAGCGCUUUCCUCGAGCCAACGGCUUCCUGGAGGAGAUCCGGCAGGGCACCAUCGAGCGGGAGUGCAUUGAGGAGGUUUGCAGCUAUGAGGAGGUCAAAGAAGUGUUCGAGAACCAGGAGAAGACGAUGGAGUUUUGGAAGGGCUACACCAACUCAGUCUACUCUGUCAAGGACCCCGGGCACAGCACGGAGCGCUCAGACGCUAUGUACGUGGUAGUGCCCCUCUUGGGAGUGGCUCUUCUGAUAGUCAUCGCCCUCUUCAUCAUCUGGAGGUGCCAGCUUCAGAAGGCCACCCGCCACCGCCCUUCCUAUGCCCAGAACCGUUACCUGGCCAGCCGAACGGGACGCAGCCUCCCCAGGGUCAUGGUGUACCAGGAGCGGUCGCAAAGCCAAGGGGAAACGCAGUAUCAGCGAGAAGCGAGCAACCGGGUGGCUGGAGAUGGCAGAGCUGGGGGCACCCCCCAGCAAGAUGGCACCCUCUACCUGCCGGAGCAUUCGGUCUCCGUCCUCUCCAGACUGUCCAGUGCCACCCCUCCGCCUUCCUAUGAGGAGGUGACGGGGCACCUGGAGAGCAGCAGUGGCGAAGAGACCAGCGUCUCCUACAAUGACCCGCCGCCCAAGUACGAAGAGAUUGUGGCCAGUGCCCCUGCUGCAGGCAAAUAGUGGGUCUGCCUCCCUCCUGCCUCUUCACACACUUGUACUUACCCACCCACCCUCCCUUCGCUGUGCCCGGGACCCCCUGCAGGUGCCACUGGGCACCCUGUCUCACCUGUACAAGCUGGUGCCAUCACACAGUAGCCUUACCUUCCUAACCAAAAAUAGCUGUCCCCAAGUGGGGUGAGGCUGGGCUGCAAGGAUGGCUCUGGAGCCGUCCAGCCAUCUCCUGGCCCUCACUCCCUGCUCACGUAAGUGCUGUAGCAGCCAGAGCAGAGUGGGAGCUUGUUCCUGGCUCAGUGUGGGGGUCUCCCCGUGAUGCAUUUGAUUUCCUCACUUCCCCCUCAAACAGACAUAACAUUUUUCAUGAUUAAAAUAGCCUCGCUGCCUCCCCGGGGCACUGCUCAGCCUUACCCCAUGUCCUCGCUGGGCCCUGUUUUGCUGCGAGGGGCUCUGAUUAGGAGUUGGGGAUGCAGGAGCUGUGCGGUGAAUUUCUGCCAAUCCCCACAGUCGGUGCCCAUGCUCUGUGGUUGGGGACAAAGUGCUUCCCUUGAGUGGAUUUGCUGCCAGGUGGGAGUGGGGAGCCUGGUCCAUCCUGUGGUGCCUGUAGCAAUACUCACUGUCUGGAGAUCAGGGAAGAGCAGGCAGGGAGGUGCUCUCUGAUCUCCUAAAUCCCUUUGGAAAGGGGGAAAGGCUCAUGGUGGUCUUGUACAUGAGGUAAGUGACUUUGGAGUAGCAGGUCCAUUUCCCAAUGCUCUUUGCUUUCUCCCUGUGGGGUGCUGGGCAGCUGGAGGUCUGGCUGCAGCGGAGCUGGCCGGCAGGGUCAUCUCUUACCUUGACCAAACGUGGUCCUGUGACUUUGAGCGGUGGGGAUGCUCCUCUUUCGUGGAGCAUAGCCUGUCCCGUGUCUGCCCCAGAGGUGGGGUGCCAGCACAGGGAGCCUGCAGAUGGGCCAAACCUCCCCUCUCCUUACCCCAAACCUCUCCAUCUUGCCUGGCCUCUCUUUGUCCUCCAGAGCAGGUAAAGGGGAAUGUGAAACCCCAGACUCCUCCAGGCCCCUCUGGUGAGCAGAGUGCUUGGUGGCCGUGGCAUGGGAGGGCCUGCUGACAGAAGUGGCUGCAGAGGUGAGAGCUGACUGAUCAACCACGCCACGAUCUGGCGAUGCCGGUGGGUCAGGAGUAGGGCCAGACCCUGACUGGGUGGUUGUGGUGCCAGGGCAGAGAAGAGCCAGUGUCCCCUUUUCUUGGGCAGCUGCUUUUGGGGUCCAAGCAAUGGAGCUGUCUUUGCCCAGGCACGUCUGAUGGGUUAAAAAGGGGAUUGCGCUCACCAACCCCCCAGGAGUAGCCGAGAAGCUCCCAGCACUGCCACCCCUCCUUGUUCACCCCAGCACCAGUGUCUCCAGCACAGAAAGGCUAUUGUACAUCCACCGGCCGCCUGCCCACCGCCCGGUCCCAGCAGUGCUCUCACAGCGGGUGCUUCAGCCCAGGGCUGAGGCUUGCUCGGUGCGGCUGUUCCUGGGGCGGGACACGCGGGGCUCGAAGCUGCUGGCACCUCGUCUGUCCCCUCCCAGACCUUUAGUCUGCCUUUCGGCCUUAGCAAAUCUGGGUUAUGGGAAGACCUGACAGCGAGCAUUGGGGUCAGAGCCUGGAAAAAGACCAGAGGGAGCCAGAAGGGCACUCUGCAUCCUCUGUCUUUGAUGCUCGGUCAUUAUCCCUGCAGUUUGUAUUCUGUAAAACUUGGUAUAUUUGUGCAAAAAAAGGUAUUUAUUAAAAAAACCCUCACUGUC
Messenger RNA from Falco peregrinus (peregrine falcon), 2598 nucleotides. RefSeq names its product proline rich and Gla domain 3 (gene PRRG3). Gene Ontology annotation, molecular function: calcium ion binding. The record is from RefSeq and is a predicted model, not a curated record. Gene Ontology annotation, cellular component: extracellular region. NCBI's taxonomy places the organism in Eukaryota, Metazoa, Chordata, Aves, Falconiformes, Falconidae.